Nasonia vitripennis (jewel wasp) is the source of this 1264-nucleotide messenger RNA. RefSeq names its product phosphoglycerate mutase 2 (gene Pglym78). Gene Ontology annotation, biological process: glycolytic process. The transcript is spliced from 3 exons. The record is from RefSeq and is a predicted model, not a curated record. Gene Ontology annotation, molecular function: intramolecular phosphotransferase activity. NCBI's taxonomy places the organism in Eukaryota, Metazoa, Arthropoda, Insecta, Hymenoptera, Pteromalidae. Bases 195 to 959 code for a protein of 254 amino acids.
CGCGAGCGCGAGCAACUGCGCAAGUGGGAAAUUCGCGAACGUCAGGAGUGGGAGGGGGCGGUAUCGACCGUAGCGCUUUUCUUCUCUUUGAUUUUCUAGCCACAUCGUGCAGCAGCAAUUGCAAGGUCGACAGCGGCCGAUCAACGACGUGAGUGACAUAACGCGAGUAUAGUCCGAGGAAAAUAGGAAAAAACAUGUCCAAGUACCGGAUUGUGAUGGUUCGCCACGGCGAGAGCGAGUGGAAUCAGCAGAAUCUCUUCUGCGGAUGGUACGACGCUAAUCUGUCCGAGAAAGGCAAAAGCGAAGCUGCUGCAGCAGGUAAAGCACUGAAAGAAGCUGGUUACACCUUCGAUGUCGCCCAUACCUCUCAGUUGACCAGAGCCCAGGUGACUCUUGCUACAAUUCUGAAGGAAAUUGGACAAGAGAACAUCCCGAUCCACAAGACCUGGCGUCUGAACGAGCGUCACUAUGGUGGACUGACUGGAAUGAACAAGGCUGAGACCGCUGCCAAGUAUGGAGAGGAGCAAGUACAAAUCUGGAGACGAUCCUUCGACACCCCUCCACCACCAAUGGAGCCAGACCACAAGUAUUACGAAACUAUUGUCAAAGAUCCAAGGUACGCCGCUGAGCCCAAGCCUGAGGAGUUCCCCAAGUUUGAAUCUCUGAAGCUGACCAUUGAGAGGACUCUACCAUACUGGAAUGGUACCAUCAUUCCUCAACUCAAGGAAGGAAAGAAAAUCAUCAUUGCUGCUCAUGGUAACAGCUUGAGAGGAAUUGUCAAGCACCUUGACCAAAUGAGCAAUGAUGCUAUCAUGGGUCUGAACCUUCCAACUGGUAUUCCAUUUGUAUACGAACUGGAUGAGAACUUCAAGCCAGUUGUUUCCAUGAAGUUCCUUGGUGACGAGGAGACCGUGAAGGCCGCGAUCGCAUCUGUUGCUGCUCAGGGCAAAGCAAAGUGAAGAGAUAUCAUUUUCAUAAAAUGAACUACAUCUGCAAGUGAUCUGUAUGGCAAAUAUGUAUUUAUUAAUUCCUAGUCUUGCCAUCGACUGGUCAAGCAUUAGAGGAAACAAUGUUACUCACGACAGAGCGUUAUUUAUUUAUAAAUAUUACAAAAUGAGCUUUAAAACUCGUUAAAUAUCAAUGUGUGGUGUUAAAAUCACCUUAUCAAAAACAAAAAUAAUGCAACAAAGCAAAUUUAUUUUUCAUUUCAAGAAAAAGUUACACUGAAAAUUGUAGCAAAUCCAAAUAAAUGGUUUUAAAACAA